AUGUCCUCCGUUUACGCGUCUGCUCCUUGCCCCCAGGGACUCGAUUUUGCUGCCCCGGAGACACCCACACCACCCACAAUACCCGCAAUAACCACAACAACCAUAACACCCACAACACUAACACCUCCCACCUCCCACUCUACUAUCACCACCACCGUCCCCAACCAACCCCCAGGCGGUACACCAAGAAGGGCUGUCGGCCUACCGACCGACCGCCAAAUCCCCCUGCUGCCAGGGCGACCCGUUCAUGAGGCUGGUAAGCCGAAGCAGGGCAGGCAGACCUGCAGACGGGCAGACGAGAAGGCGACCGGAGCUGCUGCCCCCAGCGAGGCGAGAACGGGAAGAGCAAAGUGA
Messenger RNA from Protopolystoma xenopodis, 354 nucleotides. The record is from the annotation of a GenBank genome assembly. Lineage: Eukaryota; Metazoa; Platyhelminthes; Monogenea; Polystomatidea; Polystomatidae.